Messenger RNA from Paramacrobiotus metropolitanus, 1515 nucleotides. RefSeq lists its product as uncharacterized. The transcript is spliced from 5 exons. Lineage: Eukaryota; Metazoa; Tardigrada; Eutardigrada; Parachela; Macrobiotidae. The coding region runs from base 532 to 1164 and encodes 210 amino acids. The record is from RefSeq and is a predicted model, not a curated record.
UAUAUCAAAUCUACUACUGGCUAAUUCGACUUUUAUCAAUUGCAAGCUGUCUGUACUCGCAGUAAACGCUAAACUCCAAUUUUCAACAGUCAAACGCUACAUCUGGUUUCCUUCUAACUUUAUGCCGCCCUACCUUGGAUUUGGAGGAAAUGCGAGUACUUAAGUCAGUAGUAUCAUCCUCACCACGUUCACGAUCAGUUUUGCGUUUUUUCUCUGCCUCGCUCUGAGCGACACCACCACUGACGAAACUCAUUGGCAUGGAAGCGUAGUCCUUCUUUCUGCGUCCUGAUCGAUCAUCUUCCUCAUCGCUGUCGUGAUCAGCCCACAUCCCUGGACAAAAGAUAUUCUUCUGUCGUUAGAAUUCGUAAAUCUCAAGACAGCUGAUAAAUAAAAGCGUAACGUGAGAUUCUUGCCAUAUAUAGCGUCGUUCUUGGUGAAUUUUCGUCGUUUGCGAGAUGUUGGAUCGAAGGCGUCCUCCAGAUCAUCCGCGGUUACUUCGAAUCUCUCGUAUCCCUCAUCCAUUUUGAAACAAUGGAAAAAGAGAACUUUAUGGUAUAUUCAGCGAAAGACCUCCCGCAUGCGGAGCGUUCAAACGGCAAGAUUGACGAACCACAAUAUUUCUUGAACCACUUCGAUCCAAAAACAUUCGCCAACCAGGAAGAGUAUCGAAAUCUGGAGAGGAAGGCAUCUGCUUGUAUUUUUGCCAGCAUGAAAUCCUUCUUCAGAGAACUGGAUAAAAACCGUCAUGUCCAGGAAGACCCACUUCGUCAAAUGGCUGACGAAGUUCUGGCUCAGUGGAACCUUUCGGUGGCAGUCGCCUCCGAGCGAUUUCAGAGAGCGGUUUCUGAUCUCCAUUUAUUAUCGCCUGAUUGUCUCCUCGACGACGAUUCUGUACCGGAUAACUGGAAAGCCGAAUUAGUGGUGAACGAGAUGGCUCAACUGGUUGAUAAUUACGAGAAUCUGUUGACGCUGCGCGCCGGAAAUGCGGCUUUAGACAUGAUCUUGGCUGAACUGGAUGAAGAAAUCCAGUUGUCCGAUCAGCUGGAGGGGUGGGCUGUAGACGCUAUUCAUGCAGAAAGCAUCGGUGCAGCUGAUUUGGAAAAGGCCCGAAGGUGCAUUCGCAGUUGCGCUGAAAUUGAAUCACUCAUGAAGAAACAACAGUAAAGCGUGAAGAAGCUACAGGGUUAUUAGUGUUAUAAUAUUGCUUAAGGUUUAGUACAGUAACAAAUACAAAACUUAUUAUACUGUAUUGGUUAGUUUCGGUGACCGAGUGCAAAAAUCGCUGGGAAUAUUUUGUUUUUGAAGCUUGGAUUUUUAAAACAAAAUAUUAAAGCGCUGCGGUAAUUUUCGAAUAAAAUUGAUUACAUUUUCUGUCAUAAUUGUUUUGAACAUCGCAUGUGACUGAUGUGAGUCCUUGCAUACGUAAUGGCAUAUUCAGCACGAUUCCUUUGUGAUACAAGGGGUGCAAUGCGAUCUCUUUGAUUCGCUUGUAAGCAAGAAUACGUCGGCGGCGCU